AUGUCGACCAACGUGAGGGUUCCAAAACCGAAGCGCAAAUGUAAAGUUCGCUCGCCAAGGAGCUAUUCACGGAGCGAGGAUGGCCUAUGCACUGGCGAGUAUUCACGGGGCUUUGAAACGGCUGAGAUUGUCCCAGCAGUCCCAGGUCGUCCAUCCCGCCCUUCAAUCAACAAAGCCAUCAAGCCUGGGAAAGCCACACCGAGUGGUACCUCGAAUGAACUACUCUUUCAUGUCAAGCAAAGGAAAUUUAUGAAGCUGAUGAAUAUCACUUACACCGGUCAAACGACGCCUUGUCAAUUCGUCCAAAAAUGGCGCGCCGUCCUUCAUAAAUACUUGGGGCCUUGGCCACACUCCGAGGGCUUAAUGCUGGGUCCGAUAUUCUACUUCAUCCAGACUGUACAAGCAAAUCGAGAAACUGAAGCAUGGGCGAACGAUAUCAAAGUCGACAGAUCCAUGCCCCUCGGAGCCAUCCUGGCGCGGAUCAUCAAUGAUUUUCUCGCUGUUCAGACUGCACGACUCUAA
Penicillium angulare is the source of this 522-nucleotide messenger RNA. RefSeq lists its product as uncharacterized. The record is from RefSeq and is a predicted model, not a curated record. Lineage: Eukaryota; Fungi; Ascomycota; Eurotiomycetes; Eurotiales; Aspergillaceae. Bases 1 to 522 code for a protein of 173 amino acids. The transcript has a single exon.